This is a messenger RNA of Pocillopora meandrina, 1428 nucleotides long. The record is from the annotation of a GenBank genome assembly. NCBI's taxonomy places the organism in Eukaryota, Metazoa, Cnidaria, Anthozoa, Scleractinia, Pocilloporidae.
AUGAAUGAGUUCUCGUCCUACCUUUACACAGGAGAGGUUCAAAUGAGCGAGGCGAAUGUCGAUGAUCUGAUCGCGUCCGAGAACUACUUACUACUUCCUCGUCUAAAAAACAUCGCUUGCAAGUUUAAGGAGCGGCAUAUGUCGACCAAAAAUUGCGUUGCUACCUUUCUAUAUGCUGAGAAAUACGAUUGCAAGGAAUUGAAAACAUACGCUGGCGAAUUAAUCAAGCAGAACUUCGCGACGGUCGGCAAGUCCAAGGAUUCGUGCAAAUUUCGACGUCUUAGUAAUUGCAACCGAAGAAGAAGUCUUCGAAAUCGUUCUAGAAUGGAUCGCGCAAAAUCAAGACGAGAAGGAGCAACAUUUUGCGGAGUUCGACUGAGCAGCAUAUCCGAUCAAUAUUUGUACACAAAGCUUAUGUGCCAUGAACUAGUGCAGGCAAAUGGCGAGUGUAGGGAAAUAUUAAUGGACGAAAUUCGCUGGCGUGCCUUGUACUCUGGCCAACAGAUCUCCCGACAAAAACCAAGAACUUGUCUUCAGACUCAUGAAGAUGCAAUCAUCACAUGCGGUGGCCUGUCGCCAGAUGAACGCAUUCGCAACUUGACUGUGUGUUAUGUUCCGGCUACGAAAACCUGGUACGAGUUGGCACCCAUGCUUAACAGACGGUUUCGCCAUGGUUUGGCUUCCUGCCGGGGAUAUGUUUAUGCCAUCGGUGGUAAAGGAGAAGACUCGGUCUACAACAGCGUAGAACGAUAUGACCCGCGUACAAACUCAUGGGGCUUUGUAGCACCACUGCCUCAGAGAGUGACAUUAAUGGAUGCAGCCACCUUACAAGGGCUGCUGUACGUCACUGGCGGGAUUGCGUUCAGCAGCGAGCACGGUGGUAGGCGUUGUGACACUGCGCAGAGGUACAAUCCCUCGACAAACUCUUGGACUGUAGUUGCACCUCUAAAGAGACGCAAGUCCUCUGUUUGUCUCGUGUCAGACACUCACUAUUUGUACUGCAUUGGUGGCUUGGCCGACGAUGGUUUCCUCUCUGAUGUGGAUCGUUAUGAUCCAAAGUUGAACGUAUGGACACAGAUGGCUCCGAUAGGCGAACAGCGUGGGUGCGCUUGUGGAGUGUGCCUUGAAAAUAAGAUUUACCUCUUUGGAGGUACUGUUGACCCAUUUUCUUUAAGUGCCCUCGUAAGUUGCGAGGUUUAUGAUAUUACUUUGAACGAAUGGCAAUCAAUCGCUCCCUUACAAGUUCCCAGAUUUCACGGAAGUGCAGUCCUUUUACGAGAUCAGGUAUACUUAUUUGGCGGAACCGGAAGUCAAAGUGUCGAUCGGCAGAAUUCUCGUAUGGUGGAGUGUUACGAUAUCAAGUCAAAUACCUGGCUCGAUGCUCAUUCUAUGCCACAUAUGAGACAUACUUCAGAGGAUGCCCAGUAA